Messenger RNA from Ogataea angusta, 1182 nucleotides. RefSeq lists its product as uncharacterized. Gene Ontology annotation, molecular function: oxidoreductase activity. The record is from RefSeq and is a predicted model, not a curated record. NCBI's taxonomy places the organism in Eukaryota, Fungi, Ascomycota, Pichiomycetes, Pichiales, Pichiaceae. The transcript has a single exon. The coding region runs from base 1 to 1182 and encodes 393 amino acids.
AUGACUCUCUCUGACACUGGGCUGCCAGAAAUCUAUGGAGUCUUCAACAGGACUCGUGUGUCACUGGUCAAAAAGCCCCUGGCUAAGGCGAGAAUAAUAAGAGGAAAGGAGUACCCGAUAGCAUUUGACUUACUGGUUGAAGGGGGUGACUACCAGAAAUCUGUUAAUGAUUUCUUUGAGGAGCUGUCUAAAAGUGGGGUUUUGCUAGACCUUGUAAAUGAUCAUGGACUCGUCAUCAUCCAGAACUUGAAAUCCACUAGCCCCGAGCAUUAUUCGCAAAUUGUCAACCGCUUCUUCCAAACAGCCAAUUACCAAGAAUUCGAUCAAGUGGGGCUGCUGGCAACAAGACAGAAAAUAGACAAUGCAGUCAGCUCGGUUGGAAAUGAUGAUGAGCUGGGCAAGAAUGUUAACAAGCUGCAUGCACAUCAAGAGUUUUCGAGAUAUCUAGAAUACCCACACAUUCUUACCUUUUUCGCCCAACAAGCUUCAGCCCUUGGUGGAGGUGAGUCAACAACAACACACGCUACUGAACUAUUUGAUGUAGUAAGCUCAAAAUAUCCAGAAUUCAUCAAAGAUCUCUACGAAAAAAAUGGUAAUCAUGUUUAUCAAAAGUUCAGCUACAAAGUUUCCACAGACUCAAAAUUCAAAAUCUCGUGGACAGACAAGGGGGCAUUUGGGAGAUACAUUACUGACGAGGAUUUGAGAACCAAGGAUUUGGAGUCCAUGAAAGCCAAGGCAACCAAACUUGCACAUGAGAAGGUGAGUAAAAACGUUGAGUUUGAUGAUAAGCAUGACUUGAUUGUACAUCAGCAAACAAGCAUCGUGAACAUACAUCCUCAUACGGAGCUCCCUGUUAUCUUCAGCAGCUUGCCUACGUACUACUCUGGCUACUAUAAGAACAAACUCAAGGGAGAAGAGGCUACCUUGCCGCCUCUUAGCUACGGAAACGGUGACCCAAUUCCCGAAAAGUAUCUUGAUUAUCUUUUCGAGCAAUCAGUGAAAUUGGAGUACUCGCACCGUUUUGAAGACGGUGAUAUAUUGUUCCUGGAUAAUUUUGCAGUUUAUCAUGGACGGAACCCUUACACUGCUGGAGAUCGCAAAAUAUUGGCCAGUUUUUGGGAACCCAAGACUGACCGCAGAAAACCGUAUAGACCGACUUGCUUCAAUGAAUUUUUCACAUAG